Balaenoptera musculus (blue whale) is the source of this 1276-nucleotide messenger RNA. It is a transcript of the gene GRHPR, whose product is annotated as glyoxylate and hydroxypyruvate reductase. The record is from RefSeq and is a predicted model, not a curated record. The transcript has 9 exons. Gene Ontology annotation, cellular component: cytosol. Lineage: Eukaryota; Metazoa; Chordata; Mammalia; Artiodactyla; Balaenopteridae. Gene Ontology annotation, molecular function: NAD binding; hydroxypyruvate reductase (NADH) activity; hydroxypyruvate reductase [NAD(P)H] activity. Bases 73 to 1059 code for a protein of 328 amino acids.
CGAGGCCCCGCCCCCUUCCCGGCCUGCUUCCGCCCGCGGGGUCCGGCCCAGUAUCCGGCGGCUGCUAGGUGAAUGAGACCUGUGCGACUCAUGAAGGUGUUUGUGACGCGCAGGAUCCCCCCCGAGGGCAGCGCCGCGCUCGCCCGGGCCGCAGACUGUGAGGUGGAGCAGUGGGAUUCCGAUGAGCCCAUCCCCAGCAAGGACCUGGAACGGGGCGUGGCCGGGGCCCAUGGCCUGCUCUGCCUCCUCUCUGACCGCAUAGACAAGAAGCUCCUGGACGCCGCAGGAGCCAAUCUCAAAGUCAUCAGUACAAUGUCCGUGGGUGUCGACCACUUGGCUUUGGAUGAAAUCAAGAAGCGUGGGAUCCGUGUGGGCUACACCCCAGAUGUCCUGACGGACGCCACGGCCGAACUCGCUGUCUCCCUGCUGCUCACCACCUGUCGCCGGUUGCCUGAGGCCAUUGAGGAGGUGAAGAACGGCGGCUGGACCUCGUGGAAGCCCCUGUGGAUGUGUGGCUAUGGCCUCACGCAGAGCACCGUUGGCAUCAUCGGGCUGGGGCGCAUAGGCCAGGCCAUUGCUCGGUGUCUGAAACCAUUCGGUGUCCAGAGACUGCUUUACACAGGGCGCCAGCCCAGGCCUCAGGAAGCAGAGGAAUUCCAGGCAGAGUUUGUGUCCACCCACCAGCUGGCCGCUCAGUCUGAUUUCAUCGUCGUGGCCUGCUCCUUAACGCCUGCAACCAGGGGGCUCUGCAACAAGGACUUCUUCCAGCAGAUGAAGAAAACGGCCGUGUUUGUCAACAUCAGCAGGGGAGAAGUGGUGGACCAGGACGACCUGUACCAGGCCCUGGCCAGUGGUCAGAUUGCAGCUGCUGGACUGGACGUGACGACCCCAGAACCACUGCCUACAAACCACCCUCUCCUGACCCUGAAGAACUGCGUGAUCCUGCCCCACAUUGGCAGUGCCACCCAUAGAACCCGAAACACCAUGUCCUUGUUGGCAGCUAACAAUUUGCUGGCUGGCCUGAGAGGGGAGCCGAUGCCCAGUGAACUCAAGCUGUAGCCACACGGGAGACACUGAGGCUAGGAGGCGAAUGGCCCCGGGAUUCUGUCAGAUGCGCCCAGGCUUGAUUGGACCCACAGGAUGGGAGCCAAAGGAAAAAGUCUGAUGUGUACUGAUUCUGUGGAGGGAAGACUGGUGCUAAUGGAUGUGGUCCCACUUUUGUGGUUGGAAGCAUCUGAGUCCAAAGUGUGUAAUUCUAUUAAAUAAUUCUCUGAGA